AUGGCCAAGCAUAAUACUGUCCCUGAUCGUGGUCUUUAUUAUUUUUCUACAUGGAAUUUGGGAUAUUUUCCACCAAUAAUAGAUCAGAUAUCAUUAUCGUCUCAACAAUCUAUCAAUAUUAAGUCAAAAAAACCUCUCGAAAUCAAAACUAGUAUUGAAUUAAUCGAAUAUUGUAAUCGUGGAAUUGUUAUAUUCGAAGGGAAAUCUUAUGAAAAGAAAUGUUUAUGUCCACCUAAUUAUUACGGUGAUCGAUGUCAUUUGCAAAAUCAACGUAUUAGUUUAACACUUCAGAUACGUCCAUUAGGUUCACAUGAGAAUAAACAUUCUAUUUAUGAUAUAUUUAUUUAUUUAAUUGAUGAUGAAAAUGAAAUAAUACAUAAUUAUGAAAAAAUUAAUUAUGUUUCAUCAAUAGAUUGUAAUACAAAAUACAAUCGUUAUUUACUUUAUCCUAAUCAACCAAAAAAUGUCAAUCAUAUAUAUUCGAUACGUAUUGAUAUUUAUGAAAAAUUAACAUUAUUCAAUUAUUAUGGAAGUUGGAAUUUAUCUAUUCCAUUUCCAUUCUUACCAGUUCAUCGUAUAUCAACAUUAAUUCGUAUUCCAUCAGAAAAAUCUCAAUUAUUAACAAAAUGUUCAAUUCAAUGUGGAACAAUGGAAAAUGUUUUAAAUAUAUUAAUUCAACAAAAGAAUUAUGCCAUUGUGAUCCAGAAUAAUGGUAAAUGUGUACCUUAUAAUUAUCAUACAAAUCAUGAUGGUUUUAUUUGUUUAUGUCCUGAAAAUUUUACUGGAUCUUAUUGUGAAUAUCAACUGAACAGAAUAAAUGUUAAUUUCAAAAUUAAUUCAAUUCCAUUAUUAAUUUUUGCUCAUUAUAUUAUUUCACAUCAUGAUAAAGGACAUGAAAGAAUAACAAGAUUUAAAAAAAUUCCAUUUGAUCAAUAUUCAAUUGAAUUAUUUUCUCAAAUUCCAUUUAAUUUAUUAUUUAUUGAAUUUGAAAAGAAUUAUUAUCUUACUGUAUUAAGAGAAAAAUCAAUUCGAUCUGAAAAUAUUGCUACUAAUAUAAAUCAAGAUAAUAAUUGUGAAAAUAUAAAUAAACUUUUAAAUUCAACAAUACUUAAUUAUACAAAUCUUCGUCGAUUAAAAUAUUAUCAAUUACCAUGUAUAGAAAAUCUCAAAUUAAAAUGUUUUUAUGAUGAAAAAUAUAUGUGUGUUUGCGAUAAAAAUCGAUAUUCAAAUUGUUUUGAAUUUGAUCAUAAUACGUCUUAUAAUUGUCAAGGUUAUAAUUAUUGUGAGAAUAAUGGUAGAUGUUUUCAAGAUAAUAGAACUUGCCCAUCAACUUCAGUAUGUAUAUGUAACAAAUGUUAUUAUGGAAGUAAAUGUCAAUUUAAUAGCAUAGGUUUUAGUACAUCACUUGAUGUUAUAUUUGGAUAUCAUAUUAAACCAUUUAUUUCAUUUACAAAACAAUCCAACGCAGUGAAAAUAACUGCAUCAAUAACAAUUCUUAUGUUAAUAUUUAGUAUUAUUAAUGGAUAUAUUUAUCAACAAAUUCAAUUAUAUCAAUAUUAA
Molecule: messenger RNA, 1560 nt
Organism: Adineta steineri
Lineage: Eukaryota; Metazoa; Rotifera; Eurotatoria; Adinetida; Adinetidae
Source: the annotation of a GenBank genome assembly